This is a messenger RNA of Lodderomyces beijingensis, 963 nucleotides long. The record is from the annotation of a GenBank genome assembly. NCBI's taxonomy places the organism in Eukaryota, Fungi, Ascomycota, Pichiomycetes, Serinales, Debaryomycetaceae.
AUGGCAUUUGGAGCUCCAAGAGGUAGAGGCGGUUCCCGCGGUGGAGCCCGUGGUGGAUUCGGAGGCGGUCGCGGUGGUGGCCGUGGUGGAUUCGGAGGUGGUCGCGGCGGUGGCCGUGGUGGUGCAUCAGCCGGCGGUCGCGGUGGUGGCCGCGGUGGUGCCCGUGGUGGCCGUGGUGGUGGUCGUGGUGGUGCCCGUGGUGGUGCCCGUGGCGGUGCAAAGGGAGGCGCAAAAGUCGUCAUUGAACCACACAGACACGCCGGUGUUUUCAUUGCUAGAGGAAAGGAAGAUUUGCUCGUUACCAGAAACAUUGCGCCUGGUGAAUCAGUAUACGGAGAAAAAAGAAUCAGUGUAGAGGAGCCAAGCAAGGAAGAGGGCCAGCCAGCCACCAAGAUUGAAUACCGUGUGUGGAAUCCAUUUAGAUCCAAGUUGGCUGCUGGUAUCAUGGGUGGUAUCGAUGAGUUGGGUGUUGCUCCCGGCUCAAAAGUGUUGUACUUGGGUGCUGCCUCCGGUACUUCCGUGUCCCACGUUGCCGAUGUUGUUGGUCCCGAAGGUUUAGUUUACGCAGUGGAGUUCUCGCACAGACCCGGAAGAGAGUUGAUUGGUAUGGCCAAAAAGAGACCUAAUGUGAUCCCCAUCAUUGACGAUGCUAGACACCCACAGAAGUACAGAAUGUUGGUUGGGAUGGUGGACUGUGUGUUUGCCGAUGUUGCUCAACCAGAUCAGGCCCGUAUCAUUGCAUUGAACUCGCAUUUGUUUUUGAAAGACGGCGGUAUUGUGGUGAUUUCCAUCAAAGCCAACUGUAUCGACUCCACCGUUGACGCUGAAACUGUUUUCGCUAGAGAAGUGCAGAAAUUGAGAGAAGAAAGGAUAAAGCCAUUGGAACAGUUGACCUUGGAGCCGUACGAAAGAGACCACUGUAUCGUUGUUGGUCGUUACAUGAGAAGCGGUAUCAAGAAAUAA